Messenger RNA from Colletotrichum aenigma, 1455 nucleotides. RefSeq names its product Serine hydroxymethyltransferase, cytosolic (gene for). The coding region runs from base 1 to 1455 and encodes 484 amino acids. Lineage: Eukaryota; Fungi; Ascomycota; Sordariomycetes; Glomerellales; Glomerellaceae. The record is from RefSeq and is a predicted model, not a curated record. Gene Ontology annotation, molecular function: pyridoxal phosphate binding; cobalt ion binding; serine binding. Gene Ontology annotation, biological process: folic acid metabolic process; tetrahydrofolate interconversion; L-serine catabolic process. The transcript is spliced from 3 exons. Gene Ontology annotation, cellular component: cytoplasm.
AUGGCUGCCAAUGGCUCUACCUACUCCCUCCCCGUCUCCCACAAGGAGAUGUUGGAGAAGUCUCUGAUCGACUCCGACCCUGAGGUCGCCGAGAUCAUGAAGGAGGAGAUUCAGCGCCAGCGCGAGUCCAUCAUCCUCAUUGCCUCUGAGAACGUCACUUCCCGUGCCGUCUUCGACGCUCUCGGCUCUCCCAUGUCCAACAAGUACUCCGAGGGCUACCCCGGCGCCAGAUACUACGGCGGCAACCAGCACAUUGACCAGAUCGAGAACCUCUGCCAGAAGCGUGCCCUCCACGCCUUCAACCUCGACCCUGCCAAGUGGGGUGUAAACGUCCAGUGCUUGUCCGGCUCCCCCGCCAACCUCCAGGUCUACCAGGCCAUUAUGCCCGUUCACGGCCGCCUCAUGGGUCUUGACCUUCCCCAUGGAGGCCACUUGUCCCACGGCUACCAGACUCCCCAGCGCAAGAUCUCUGCCGUCUCCACCUACUUCGAGACGAUGCCCUACCGAGUCGACCUGGAGACCGGCAUCAUUGACUACGACACCCUCGAGAAGAACGCCAUCCUCUUCCGCCCCAAGGUUCUCGUUGCUGGUACCUCUGCCUACUGCCGCCUGAUCGACUACGGUCGCAUGCGCAAGAUCGCCGACUCCGUUGGUGCCUACCUUGUCGUUGACAUGGCUCACAUCUCCGGUCUCAUUGCCGCCGGCGUCAUCCCGUCCCCCUUCGAGUACGCUGAUAUCGUCACCACCACCACCCACAAGUCCCUCCGUGGCCCUCGUGGUGCCAUGAUCUUCUUCCGCAAGGGCGUCCGCUCCGUCGACGCCAAGACCGGCAAGGAGACCCUCUACGACCUCGAGAACCCCAUCAACUUCUCGGUCUUCCCCGGUCACCAGGGCGGUCCCCACAACCACACCAUCACUGCUCUCACUGUUGCCCUGAAGCAGGCUGCCAGCCCCGACUUCAAGGCCUACCAGCAAAAGGUUGUUGACAACGCCAAGGCUCUCGAGAACAAGUUCAAGGCCCUCGGCCACAAGCUCGUUGCCGACGGCACCGACUCGCACAUGGUCCUCCUCGACCUCCGUCAGCACAGCCUUGACGGUGCUCGCGUUGAGGCCGUUCUUGAGCAGAUCAACAUUGCCUGCAACAAGAACUCCAUUCCCGGUGACAAGUCCGCCCUUACCCCCUGCGGUAUCCGUAUCGGCACUCCUGCCAUGACCUCUCGUGGCUUUGGCGAGGCCGAUUUCGAGCGCGUCGGUACCUACAUCGAUGAGUCCAUCAAGAUCUGCAAGGAGGUUCAGGCGUCUCUCCCUAAGGAGGCCAACAAGCUCAAGGACUUCAAGGCCCAGGUUGCCAGCGGCAACGUUGCUAAGAUCAACGACCUCCGCAAGGAGAUCGCCGCCUGGAGCUCUGGCUUCCCCCUCCCUGUUGAGGGCUGGCGUGUCGACGCUGGCAUCUAA